This is a messenger RNA of Aureococcus anophagefferens, 519 nucleotides long. RefSeq lists its product as hypothetical. Gene Ontology annotation, cellular component: nucleus; Smc5-Smc6 complex. The transcript has a single exon. The coding region runs from base 1 to 519 and encodes 172 amino acids. The record is from RefSeq and is a predicted model, not a curated record. Gene Ontology annotation, biological process: double-strand break repair via homologous recombination; DNA damage tolerance. NCBI's taxonomy places the organism in Eukaryota, Pelagophyceae, Pelagomonadales, Pelagomonadaceae. Gene Ontology annotation, molecular function: ubiquitin-protein transferase activity.
AUGACCGAGGACGAGGCGGGCAAGGUCAUCGACGAGAUCGCGACGGACGUGCUGCCCGGACGCGGCCAGAGCCUCCGCAUGGCGCUCGCGGACAUCAACAAGGAGCUGAAGAAGAUGGACCUCGAGGUGCGCGGCUACUACACGGGCAAGAAGGUCAAGGACGACCAGGGCGACGCGCACGACGAGAAGGUGCUCGCGCUCAUCAACCUCGUGAGCGACGACGUCGCCAAGGUCGAGGGCGGCCGCCUCACGCCCGACGAGGUCAAGCUCUUCACGAAGAUGCUCGCGCGCAUCGCCGCCGGCGAGGACCACGAGGUGCCCAUCGACGUCCUCCGCGACGACAAGGGCAAGCUCACGAACCCGCAGUUCGCGGAGUUCGCCAAGUCGCUCGUCGACGCGCGAUGGCUCGCCAAGGCGCCCGACGACGACGUCGUGUCCUACGGCCCGCGGUCCUACCUCGAGCUCGCGGACAUCAUCCGCGAGCACGGCGUCGAGGUGCCCCAGAUGAUCACCUACUGA